Messenger RNA from Galeopterus variegatus (Sunda flying lemur), 3100 nucleotides. Its product is annotated as V-set and immunoglobulin domain-containing protein 10-like. Gene Ontology annotation, molecular function: cell adhesion molecule binding. NCBI's taxonomy places the organism in Eukaryota, Metazoa, Chordata, Mammalia, Dermoptera, Cynocephalidae. Gene Ontology annotation, biological process: cell-cell adhesion. The transcript has 7 exons. The annotation marks the transcript as partial. Gene Ontology annotation, cellular component: cell-cell junction. The record is from RefSeq and is a predicted model, not a curated record.
GUGGCCCCUAUCAGAUUGAGGUCAACAUCUCUGCCCCUGGCACGCUCCCCAAUGGUACCCUGUACACAGCCAAGGGCUCCCAGGUGGACUUUAGAUGUAGCAGCAGCUCCUGGCCCCCACCCAUGGUUGAGUGGUGGUUCCGGGCCUCAGAUUCCAGCCCCGAGCCCUUUGGAAACAACCUGACGGUCAGCUGCUUCACGCUGUUACUGAUGUCGCAGAACCUCCAAGGGAACUACACCUGUUUGGCCAUGAACAUGCUCAGCGGGAGGCAUCGAAAGGUGACCACCGAGCUCCUGGUCUACUCCCCCCCUCCAUCAGCCCCUCAGUGCUGGGCUGAGAUGUCAUCAGGAUCGUUGAUGUUGCAGCUCACCUGUCGCUGGGAUGGGGGAUACCCUGACCCUAAUUUCCUGUGGACAGAAGAGCCAGGAGGUGUGAUCGUGGGAAAGUCAAAGCUGGGCGUGGAAAUUCUGAACCAGUCCCAGCUGUCGGAUGGCAAGAAGUUCAAGUGUGUUGGGAACCACAUCGUGGGGCCAGUGUCGGGAGCUAGCUGCGUGGUACAGAUUAUUACAGAACCUUUAAACAUCGGGGGAAUUGUGGGAACCAUUGUGAGCCUCCUUCUGCUGGGAUUGGCCAUUAUCUCUGGACUUAUAUUAUAUUACAGCCCUGUGUUCUGCUGGAAAGUAGGAAACACUUUCAGGAGACGAGACAUGGAUGAUAUCAUGGUUUUAGUGGAUUCAGAAGAAGAGGAGGAGGAGGAAGAUGCUGCAGAGGAGGAGGAGGAAGAUGGAGAAAAUGAGAGAGAGGAGUUGCCAAAAGAAAUACAUAAGCAUGGCCACAUUCACAAAGUGACCGCACUGGUAAAUGGGAACUUGGAACAGAUGAGAAAUGGAGUCCAGGAUCUACAAGAUGACAGCAGUGAGCAGCAAAGUGACAUCGUUCAAGAAGAAGACAGGCCGGUUUGAAGAGGAGGAUCGUCUGUCGUCUCGCCUCAUCCUGAGAGCUGUGCUGAAGAUGAGCUCUUCAUUCAGCUUUGGCUUGACUUGCGCCCCUGCCCAGGGCUUGCCUUAGCAAUGUUUGGUCUCUUAACAAACAAGAAAAAUAGACCUACACAUCUUUCCUUCCAUUUUGUUUAAAAAAGAAGGGGAGGGGGGUUGAAGUAAGUUUUCUCAACAAUGUUAAAAAGCUUUGGGAAGGAACGGUGUGUAGAAAAGCGGCAUUUGGCAUCCGAGGUGCCACUUUUGCUGUGACUCCUGGCUUUAUCCAGGUUGAGUUACUGUGACAAGACACUGACUUGGAGGGAGCAGAGGUGGGGGGAGCACUUGGUCUCCGUGCCCUUUGCCACUAUUAAAGGUUUACAACCAGCUUGCCCCAGCACAAAAGGGAAUACUGUGGGGGUGAUAGGGAAAUUUCUUUUAUCACUGCCCAUGUGAGCUGGUGACUGAGGAACUAGGAAAAUGUCAGGUCCCUGGAAAAGGUGAGCUUUUAGCUACCAGUGCAAGACGGGAAGACAGUUUCUUUCAGGCUUUGGAGUCAGAAACACUGGGGCUUGGAACUGGGCCCUGCUACUUCCUUGUUUCAUGGGCUUGGGCAUGUUGCUUUACCUCUCAAUUUUCUCAUCUGUAAAAUAGGUGAAAUCACACCUGCCUUCCGGGCUUGGGGUGAAGAUUAAACGAGGUAAUUUGGUACAUAAAAGUGCCUAAGAGGUGCUCAAUGGAUGUUAGUUAUCUUCUUUGGCUUCCCUACUGGAAGAAAAAAUGUUAACUGUAAGUUAGGAGCUGCUGCCUGUCUCUUUCAUUCUUCUUUAUAAAAUGGUUUCAGACGAGGACAUUAUCAGGGAACUUCUGUUGAUUUUUGUUUCCCUGGAGAUAAUAAUGCUUUUCAAAAGAGGUAGGGGUCAAUAAGAGAAAGUGCCUUUCAUUAUAACCUCACAUUUUACAGAGCGUCAUAUUUAUAUAAAAGCCUUCCAGGUGACACACUAUUAGCUUUCAGACUACCCCAUCCUUCAUUUCUCCUGUUGCUUUGAAGGAGGGCAGGAGAAAUAUUUCAUAAUGGAGUAUCAGGUGAUAAGAACUUCUCGGGCAAACCAGUUCAUCUGGCCUCAGUUUUUCUAUCUCAGAAACGGGAAAACUUGUUUUCUUCCUACUUUUUUUGGCAGCUGGCCAGCCAGGAUGGCAAUUGAACCCUGGAUCUUGGAGUUGUCAGCACCACACUCUAACCCACUGAACUAUUCAGCCAGCCCUCUUAUCUACUUAAGGAUAUUGAAGAUACACUAAUAAAUAACACUAAGUGUCAAAUGAAAAUAACGUAUGAUGAGUUUAGGCUGCUGAUGUUUCCGGUAGGUCCUUGUACAGUUUUGAGAUUUUUUUCUGAUUUCAUCCAGUGUCUUAAAUGUCAGGGGCCUUAUAAGGGUGCAGUGGAUGCAUGCUAAACAUGAAAAUCUGAUCUGAAUUUGCACUCUUUAAUGUUGCAUAUCUUGCUGUAAUGGGCAAGAUGUAGGGUGGAAAGGAGACUUUUCCCUUCUCCAGUACCAAGGCCUGGGAUCCUCAGAUGAGAAGCUGGUUAUCUGAAAUAACCCUGCAGGUAUGGUUGGGGAAGGUCUGUUUUUUUGGAUGAAGGGACUAAUGUGAGCAAAUCACUAGACGGGUGCCCUUUCUUCAGGACACCGGGGGGGCUCAGGAGCUGGCUGUAGUUUCUUCCCCUAGCUGUGAAUUGCAGUUCUGCUUGGCUAGAUCUUUUGCUGCAUGGCACCUCAUGUACUUAACCACUCUCAACAGUGUAAAUUAUGUUAGUGUCAUUUCAGAAUGGGAUACUCAGGUUGCUUCUAAAGUCACUGAAAGCUAAGCUAGUCUCUCCUUUAGAGUCUUCAUGAUGACUAAAUUCCAGAAUUUAAGAACUCAGAGGCAACCAGAUUUAAAAAAAAAAAAAAAGAAAAGAAAAGAAACUGUGGGGAAAAAAUAAAUCUCUACCUGGGAACAGAGAAUGUCUUGCAAGAUCACUGGGAUGUUUUCCACAACUUCCUCUUCUCUUGCACGCACAUUUGAUGACAGGAAAUAUUUGGGGCGUUUUCCACUAGCAAAUGGGAGCUUCAAGGUCUUGGUGC